AUGCAAAGUCCAGCUGCUUCAAAGCUAAAGAAGAAGCUUAAAUUAGAUGACCAGCUAUGUCAUAAACAUUACAGGCAAGACAAACGAUUUAUAUCUUUUGGAAAAGAUUCCAAAAAAGAACUUUUAGCCUUAAUCACACAACACCGUUUAAUAGCGGAAGAUGAACAGCCCAUUGUGCAUGUACACAAUAUUCAAUUAGACUUUAACGAUGAAAUUAUUAAAUUAAAUUACCAACCAUUCAAUAAAAAUAUAAAAUUAUCUAAAUUAGAUGCUAUUGUUCGGGCAUGUGAUGAAUCUUUGUUAUCUCGAGAUGGUUAUCGUCGAUUAGCUGCU
Scutellospora calospora is the source of this 333-nucleotide messenger RNA. The record is from the annotation of a GenBank genome assembly. Lineage: Eukaryota; Fungi; Glomeromycota; Glomeromycetes; Diversisporales; Gigasporaceae.